Melampsora larici-populina 98AG31 is the source of this 2213-nucleotide messenger RNA. RefSeq lists its product as uncharacterized. The coding region runs from base 168 to 1853 and encodes 561 amino acids. The transcript has 3 exons. The record is from RefSeq and is a predicted model, not a curated record. Lineage: Eukaryota; Fungi; Basidiomycota; Pucciniomycetes; Pucciniales; Melampsoraceae.
CUCAUAUAUUCGACUGGCGGAAUCAAGUCUCAGCUAUAAAAUCGUGAUCGCGAUUGAACAUAUCUUAAUCUCCUACUCAUAAGUCCACAAUCCCAUUCCUAAGUUUCAGUGAAUCACCCUUCGUGUCGUCCAUAUUUUCGCCAAUAAAAACCAACUACCUCACUAUCAUGAACUCAUCAACCCAGUACCAAUCUCUUCCCACCCACUAUGAAGACGAACAGGAUGUACGUGUUAGAAAUCCACCACUUGCAACCUAUAGAAAAAAGCGAAGCGGAGCCAAAUGCGUUAGAAUUAUGCAAGCAGUCCCGCUCUUUUUCACAGCUUCGUGUGCUGGCUGGUUGGUGUAUCAGUACUUCGAUACAACCAUUUUCACCGCAGACCUAGAAACUCCUAUAGCUGCAUCCUCCAAUAUUUCUCACCACGCUUCGUCUGUGGCUUUGGGCGACCAUGUUAAACCUACUUCAUAUGUCGCGAACGAUACUACUACGGAAACUGUGGAUCAAAGCGAGCCCUCUGCACUUUCGAACAUGACCCUCACCUCCGACAAGGGCGACGAAAAGCCGUCGGGAAAUGAACCACUCAGCCUCAAGCCUGUUUUACCUAACCCUAAUCUUUUUGGCAACUUCCUUGACGAGCUUCAACCAGCGCACCAAUCUCGAUACGUUACAGCAAUUCCUUUGGGAGGUAUCAACAAUCAAAUGACUGGAACAUACAAUUUGAUCAAUCUGGGACGAAUCUCUUCACGAACAGUCAUUCUUCCGCCUAUCAUCCCAAAUGAACAUCAACCUGGUCCAAUCAAAGGACAAUCAUACUCUCGGUACUAUGAUUUACCUAGAAUGUCAACGGAAACAGGAAUUGAAAUGAUCGAAUGGAAUGCGAUUCGUAAGGACGUCCCGGAGACUGACACCGGCGCAUAUGAAUGGGCUAAGAAAGAUUGGAAGCUUGCUAGUAAUCCAUUGAAGUGCUGGGUUGCAUCAAGGAUGGGUGGCCCGAAGGAAGACGGUGGUCGAUCGAUUUCUGAGCGCUUUGGACGUGGAUUGAUGUUGGACAUUCACCCAGAAUAUGCGCCUGGAGAUCGCAAGAAAGGGUCUUGGAGAUCGAUGACUGCUGCGGUUCAAUAUCUUAACACCAAUCAAAGUACUUUUUCGCAAGGCUCAGUCACCAAGGACGUGGGUUGUAUCACCGAAAGCUAUUGGUUGGACAGUCCUCACAGCUUCAAAGACGCUCAAGCAUUGAUCAAGUCUUUACGUUUCACGACCUGGCUAGAAGCCACAGUGGACGACAUGAUCGCUCAAACACUUGGCACAAGUGUCAUAGAAGUCAUGAACGGAAAAGCUGAAUUCAUCACUGUUCAUCUUCGUCGAAAUGAUAUCGCAUCCAAAUGUCAACCUGCGCCCAAGAAUUGGAAAGAACUCGCCCCAAAAGAUCACAAUCCUCAGCAUCGUAAACGUCUGGAUCUUGCUUCUGACGAACCUUUGCUCAUUGAUGAUGGAAUGCAGUUAAUGAAGCGUAAAGCAGAAUGGACUAGCUGCCGAUUCACUGAUUCAUAUGUAAUCUCAAGGGUCAACGCAGUUCGAAAAUCACUGGGAAAGCCUGAUAUUCCGGUCAUAUUAACUACCGACGAUAUCAAUUCUCAUUCAUUGGCACUCUUUGACUCUCAACCUAAUUGGCAUAGAUUCCAACUUGAUCAAUUUGUGUCGCAUGAGUCAUAUGAUGGAUUUGAUAGCGUGAUGAUUGAUGCAUGUCUUUUGACUCGAGGUUCUGCUUUCCUUGGAACUCGAGUCAGUAUGAUGAGUCGACUUGCAUCUCAUCGUGGAAAGGCUUGGUAUUCGAGACGUUCAGAGAUGUUUUGAAUAAAUCCUUCCUCUUUAUGUCAACCUAGAUAUGAAAUAUGUAGUUGCGAAAAAAAUAUGAUCUGUUUUCCUUUCUAUCUCACAAAUCCAAAAAAGUUGAUAAUAGUAUGGGUUCACUUCAAAGAAUUGUCUCACGUAAAUCCCAUCUAUUCCGUGGUCUGUCAAAAACCCAAGACAAACAUUGUAUCUCCUAUAGUUACAUUUUUCAACGAUUUUCCUCCUUUUGCAUUGCAAUCAGCAUACUGAAAAUGAAUCAUUAUGUGCGUGUACUCAUAACGCAAGCCCACUCAUCUAUAUGGAAAUUCAGCUCAAGAUAAAAGCGGAACCAGGGAAAAUGAUACAUCUGAUUUGAGCCACAAU